Molecule: messenger RNA, 722 nt
Organism: Octodon degus (degu)
Lineage: Eukaryota; Metazoa; Chordata; Mammalia; Rodentia; Octodontidae
Gene: Rps5
Product: ribosomal protein S5
Exons: 6
Coding region: 74-688 (204 amino acids)
Biological process (GO): translation; ribosomal small subunit assembly
Cellular component (GO): ribosome; cytosolic small ribosomal subunit
Molecular function (GO): rRNA binding; structural constituent of ribosome; mRNA binding
Source: RefSeq, a predicted model, not a curated record
CCUCUUCCUGUCUCUGCUCAGGCGCCGCGUGGCCUACGCCGAGCGGCUGAGAGAACCCAGCUGCACCCUCAGGAUGAGUGAGUGGGAGGUAGCUGCACCGGCAGUGGCCGAGACCCCUGAUAUCAAACUCUUUGGGAAGUGGAGCACUGAUGAUGUACAGAUCAACGACAUUUCCCUGCAGGAUUACAUUGCAGUGAAAGAAAAAUACGCCAAGUACCUGCCCCACAGCGCCGGGCGCUAUGCUGCCAAGCGGUUCCGCAAGGCACAGUGCCCCAUCGUGGAGCGGCUCACCAACUCCAUGAUGAUGCAUGGCCGCAACAACGGCAAGAAGCUCAUGACUGUGCGCAUUGUCAAGCAUGCCUUCGAGAUCAUCCACCUACUCACCGGCGAGAAUCCUCUUCAGGUCCUGGUAAAUGCCAUCAUCAACAGUGGCCCUCGGGAGGACUCUACGCGCAUUGGAAGAGCAGGGACAGUGAGACGGCAGGCAGUAGAUGUGUCCCCACUGCGCCGGGUGAAUCAGGCCAUCUGGCUGCUGUGCACGGGUGCACGGGAGGCUGCCUUCCGGAACAUCAAGACCAUUGCCGAGUGCCUGGCCGAUGAGCUCAUCAAUGCUGCCAAGGGCUCUUCCAACUCCUAUGCCAUCAAGAAGAAGGAUGAACUAGAGCGUGUGGCCAAGUCCAACCGCUGAGCUCUCAGCUGCUGCCCAAUAAACUGCUCACAAG